This is a messenger RNA of Apus apus (common swift), 3356 nucleotides long. RefSeq names its product aldehyde dehydrogenase 18 family member A1 (gene ALDH18A1). Gene Ontology annotation, molecular function: ATP binding; glutamate 5-kinase activity; glutamate-5-semialdehyde dehydrogenase (NADP+) activity. The record is from RefSeq and is a predicted model, not a curated record. The transcript has 19 exons. Lineage: Eukaryota; Metazoa; Chordata; Aves; Apodiformes; Apodidae. The coding region runs from base 150 to 2630 and encodes 826 amino acids. Gene Ontology annotation, cellular component: cytoplasm; mitochondrion.
ACUGAACGCCAUUUUGUUUCUCUCCAACCCCAAAAGAAGAGGUACACACAUUGUGAGGGCAGAGAAUUAAAAAAGAAAAGUGUCUGAAGAAGAAAAGCAGCUCCUCAGUAUCUGCAGUGGUUGAGGAAAACCAGUUGUUUUUUAUUUGGAUGCACAGUUUGAAGAAGUUUUAUGUACUAAAAAUUGUCCAGAUAUCCUUGACUUGCAGAAGGCAUCUCAGAAUGUUGUCUCGAGCUGCUCUGAGACCUCUUGUCCGUUCCCCUGGAUGGUGCUUUGUGUUGCCACCACAUGCCAUCGCAGCUGUUUCCCCUUUGUUUCUCCCUCACUGUGGCCAAAGGUCAGGGAACAGCUCCGUCCGCCGUUGGAGCAACAUCCCGUUCCUGACGGUGCCGCUCAGCCGGGCGCACGGGAAGCCGUUUGCGCACCGCAGCGAGCUGAAGCACGCCAAGCGCAUCGUGGUGAAGCUGGGCAGUGCUGUCGUGACCCGAGGGGAUGAGUGUGGCUUGGCCCUUGGGAGGCUGGCAUCUAUCGUAGAGCAGGUGUCAAUGCUGCAAAAUCAGGGCCGAGAGAUGAUGAUUGUCACCAGUGGUGCUGUAGCUUUUGGAAAGCAGCGGUUGCGUCACGAGAUCUUGCUUUCUCAGAGUGUGAGGCAAGCACUUCAUUCAGGCCAGAGUCAGCUAAAAGAUAUGGCCAUUCCAGUCUUGGAGGCCCGAGCCUGCGCCGCAGCUGGCCAGAGUGGACUAAUGGCUCUGUAUGAGGCCAUGUUUACACAGUACAGCAUCUGUGCAGCUCAGAUUCUAGUCACCAAUCUGGAUUUCCAUGAUGAACAGAAGCGUCGAAACUUAAAUGGAACAUUACAUGAGCUUUUAAGGAUGAAUAUUGUCCCCAUAAUUAACACUAAUGAUGCUGUUGUUCCACCUCCAGAGCCAAACAGUGAUCUUCAGGGGGUAAAUGUGAUUAGUGUGAAGGACAAUGACAGUCUGGCAGCAAGACUGGCUGUGGAAAUGAAGACUGAUCUCCUGAUUGUUCUCUCAGAUGUAGAAGGACUCUUUGACAGCCCUCCAGGAUCUGAUGAUGCAAAGCUCAUUGACAUAUUCUAUCCAGGAGACCAGCAGUCUGUAACAUUUGGAACCAAAUCCCGGGUGGGAAUGGGAGGCAUGGAAGCCAAGGUGAAAGCAGCUCUGUGGGCCCUCCAAGGAGGCACGUCUGUAGUGAUUGCAAAUGGAACCCACCCAAAGAUCUCGGGUCAUGUCAUCACAGAUAUUGUGGAAGGGAAAAAAGUCGGAACUUUUUUUUCAGAGGUAAAACCUGCAGGUCCUACAGUAGAGCAGCAGGGUGAGAUGGCUCGAGCUGGUGGUAGGACCCUGGCAGCUUUACAGCCUGAGCAGAGAGCAGAGAUUAUUUAUCAUCUUGCUGACUUACUAACUGACCAGAGAGAAGAAAUUCUUUUGGCAAACAAAAAGGACUUGGAAGAGGCCGAAAACAAAGGGAGAUUGGCACUUCCUUUGUUGAAACGUCUAAGUCUGUCCACGUCAAAGCUGAACAGCUUGGCUAUUGGUCUGCGCCAGAUCGCAGCGUCCUCCCAGGACAGCGUGGGCCGUGUCCUUCGGCGGACACGAGUAGCAAAAGACCUGGAUUUGGAGCAGGUGACAGUGCCUAUUGGUGUCCUUCUCGUGAUCUUUGAGUCCCGUCCUGACUGUCUUCCACAGGUGUCUGCUUUGGCCAUAGCCAGUGGAAACGGCUUGCUACUUAAAGGAGGGAAAGAGGCAGCACGUAGCAAUCAGAUUCUUCAUCAUCUGACUCAAGAAGCACUCUCCAUCCAUGGAGUCAAAGAUGCAGUUCAACUAGUGAACACAAGAGAGGAAGUAGAAGAUCUUUGCCGUCUGGAUAAGCUGAUAGAUCUAAUCAUCCCACGUGGUUCAUCACAGCUAGUAAGGAACAUCCAGAAAGCUGCCAAGGGAAUCCCAGUGAUGGGACACAGCGAAGGGAUCUGUCAUGUCUAUGUGGACACAGAUGCCAGUGUUGAGAAGGUCACACGAAUAAUCAGAGACUCGAAGUGUGAAUAUCCUGCUGCCUGCAAUGCUCUGGAAACUCUCUUAAUUCAUCGAGACUUGCUGAGAACCCCGUUGUUUGAUCAGAUCAUAGACAUGUUGAGAGUGGAACAGGUAAAGAUUCAUGCUGGCCCGAAGUUUGCAUCUUACUUGACAUUCAGCCCUUCAGAAGUGAAGUCACUCCGCACGGAAUACGGGGACUUGGAGUGCUGCAUUGAGGUGGUGGACAGUGUCCAAGAGGCUGUUGAACAUAUCCACAAAUAUGGAAGUUCUCACACAGAUGUUAUAAUCACAGAAAAUGAGAAAACAGCAGAGUUCUUCCUCCAGCAUGUGGACAGUGCUUGUGUUUUCUGGAAUGCCAGUACUCGGUUCUCUGAUGGCUAUAGAUUUGGACUCGGUGCUGAAGUGGGAAUUAGUACUUCUCGUAUCCAUGCACGUGGACCAGUGGGAAUUGAAGGACUCUUAACCACAAAGUGGUUGCUGAGAGGAGACAAUCAUGUUGUUUCUGACUUUUCAGAGCAUGGGAGCAUGAAGUAUCUUCAUGAGAGCCUCCCUCUCCCUCAGAGGAAUACCAACUGAGAACAUUAGGGUAGGGGUGAAAACCCAGUGGUGUAAAUAUUUCCUGAAGGAGUUCAGGCUUCCAGGGCACUCUCUGGGGAGGGAGUUUCUUUUUAAUCUUCAGGAACAUUGUUCUCUGUCACUGUGCAGUACAAUGAAUAUAAAAUGAUCCCAUAUCUGAGAUUUUUUUUUUUCCCUGCCUGUUUCAGUUUUAUUAGUAUCUGCACACUGAUCUCACUUUUCCCAGAGGCAGACCUUCAAAACAUACAGCUACCACAAGGAAAUAUUUAAAGAUCUGCUGCAUUCUUCUUUAAUCCUAAUGCUCCCUACAGCAAAUAUGCUUGGUAGUGGAGUACAAGUAUUUUUUUAAGUCUCUUUUUUUUUUAAUUCAAAUACCUGUUCUAGAGAACAAACUUGAUUUUUUUUUUUCUUAAGUCUUCUGAUCAUAGCAGCUCUGUAAAACUGGAAAGCUUUACACUUUCUUUAUAUUUGGUCGCUCUUGUGAUAAAGGGGUAGAUGUUCUAAAUGCAUAGUAAGCUUUUGACAAAGAAACCUUUUAUAUCUAAUUUCUUUCUUUUUUUGCCUAUUGUAGAUAAUUAACACAACUGUCUACUAUGUUAGCUUUGUUACUUUUUUGUACCAAAGGUUUAUUUUUCUUUGGUUUUCUAUAAAACUCAACCUUCUACAGCCCCUCCUCUGAAAGCAAUGCUACUUUGGCUUUUCCUGAAUAAAGGUCUCAAGAAAUGC